AUGACAGAGUCCCCCAGGCUGACCUCGGACGAAGCCGCCAAGACCCUCCUCGACCUGCCUGAGGACCUCCUCGCGCUCGUUAUCGCGAACGUCGGCCUGGGCUCCAUCCAGGUAGCCGCCUGCUCCCUCCUCGCGACCGCCCGCUUCUUUUCCGGUGCCGGGCAAAACGCGCUGAGGAGUGGCUCCCGCCUCUGCUGCGCCGCGGCUCUCGGCUGCUCGCCUGCUGAGGUGGAGUCUGUCUGUGGAUCAUCGGCAGACAGUCCGUGCUCUUUCAGCUGGCUGCGCGACACCGCCUUUGUUGCCAAGACGCACUCCACUGCGCGCUCCAUCGCCGCGACAAACCACACACUGGUCGCAUUUGGCGGCCAGCUGCUCGCGUUUGGCGGCAACGAGGCCGGCCAGGUCGGCACUGGACACGUGUCUGCCUUCACCUCGACCAUCUGCGGGCCGAUGCAGACGUUCGAUGCCACCGCGUUCGUGGCGCGGCAGCAGCGGCUCGUCGACGGAGUCGACACGUCGCUCCUCGCGGCGGUCGCGCUGCCCGCGGCUGGCGACGUCUCUGCUGGCCGAACGCACUCGCUGGCGCUCACCCUGCAGGGGGAGGUCUACGCUUGGGGUAGCAACGUGCACGGCCAGCUGGGCCUGCCAGCGCUCCGUCAGCUGGUUGGGUCGAGCGCGAUAGUGGUGCAAGUUGCGGCGGGCCACUUGCAUUCGGUCUUCCUGCUCCGGACGGGCGCUGUAUAUUGCUGCGGCGCCGGCAGCGCAGGCGAGCGAUCAGGCGAGCUGGGUGACGGGCGGCUCUCCGACUCGGCGACGCCGCGGCGAGCGCUCCUCGACCUGCCUGCGCGGGCGGUGGCGGCGGGCGGCUUCCACACUCUCGCCCUCGGGGAGGACCGGGCGGCGGUCUACGGCUGGGGGUCGGCGGCGUGCGGCCAGCUAGGGCGGUGGCGGCCGCACGAGGCGUUCCGCCCCCUCCCCACUCUCGUCGCGGCGGUCUCGUCAGCAGAGGCUUUCCCUUGCCCAGCACGCCGCGGGGGGCUGCCCAAGAUAGCGGCGAACGGCGCCGUCUGGUCGUGCGGGAAGGGGACUGCCGGCGCGCUGGGGCACGGCGGGCGGGCAGACAGCGCCGCGCCGCGCGCAAUUUCAGCGCUCAAGGGUUUGCGGGAGUCCACGCCACGCAUCCGCCGACGGUGA
Molecule: messenger RNA, 1194 nt
Organism: Emiliania huxleyi CCMP1516
Lineage: Eukaryota; Haptophyta; Isochrysidales; Noelaerhabdaceae
Exons: 7
Coding region: 1-1194 (397 amino acids)
Source: RefSeq, a predicted model, not a curated record